AUGCUGUUGACCAAUGGAAAACGCGUGGGCACCAGAAACCCUACAAGAUUCCACCCUCUUUUCGCACUGCACCUCGUCAUGGGCUCCUUUGCUAUUCCUGGUAAUAAAUUUAUGCCCAAUUUACUUCAAUAGGGACUCACCUGGCAAUAAAAGAUGAAAAAAAUGUUUCGGGGAGCUUCACACAUGUUCAUGAGGGAAAUAUUUUUGCAAACGUUGCUGGUCACGUUGUUGCUGAAACACAAUCAGACGGAACAGUAUUUAUCUGCAGUUGAUCAACUUGUUUUUAGACCGUCUACUCUAUAAAACCUAUUCGGCAGGCGUUACCGAUCCCGUCUAUUGGCUCCAUUGUACUCGCAAAGGUAGGCCGAACGUGUCUGUCCGUACAUAUGUACGGAAAGAUAAUCAUAUGAUUAUCUUUCCGGCAAUGACCUGUGCGAAUUUUAACUUAAUCCGGUCCACAUAAUGGUCUUGUUUCCAGAGUUCAAAUGCACUCGUAUUCUAGGUCUGAGGUCGAACUUUAGCUGGAGGCAUCCGCAUCAGGACUGCUGAAUCCUUAUCUAGUACUGUUGGUACGAAAAGGUUCGCUGUGCGUAGGCGCUAUAUCUGAUCUAGGAGCCUAAUUUUAACAACGAUAAGCAGGCCACUUAUUAGAAAUUUAUUCACGCAAAUAUUCUAUCGCAGAGCAUAACCUUACAUCCCUGACAACAUGUACUAGCCCUUGUCUUGCCCCAACCCUCUACCACCGAACCAUCUGUUGCCAUUAGGAAUGCUAACUUAUGUUAGAAGUGCGUCCACGGAUCGGGUUGCGUAACUUGUUCGUCCCGUCUUAUCGUUCUCUUUGCCUCAGCUUUUUUCACCAACGAACAUAUUUGCUGUUUGAACGAACUCUUAUUAUAUGUAGCGAAAAAUUUGCAUUCAGACAUUGGUAUUACCUCUAAUAAAACGAAUGACACUUAGAAAUGUGUUAUUUGAUUUUGAAUACUUGGAACUUUAACAAGUAAGCGGUAUAUCUCCGAGCGUUUGAGGGGCUUUUCAUAGACGGGAUUUCCCGUUUGCUUAUACUAGACUCCUCAUGCACUGACCUACACUUUCUACUUCAGAUCACAAGCAUCACUCGACGCUUUGCUCGUUGUGACUUAGUUGCCGUCGGCGACCGACCACUUGCCGGUCCUUUCCGUGGCAUGAUCCGGCGUGAAGACAUCAGAUCCACCCAAAGAGAUCGUGCAGAACCGUCCCUCUCCUUUCGUCCUGGAGAUCUUAUCCGGGCGCGUGUCAUCAAUCUCAUCGGUCAUGUGGCUGGAGGCCAUCCCUCGACCUCACUUCCAGGCGUAGCUUCACCGGAUGUGGAACCCAUAAUAGGAUCUGCUCGCGCUGUCGCUGCCGCGGUCACAUCAGGCGUAGACUCUUCGGCUGCGUCCUCGCCUACCUGUCUGCUAUCAACAGCCGAACCGGAACUUGGUGUUGUCCUGGGCAUUGGAAGGCCCCCUCUGAGCGGAACAUCAAGUAUCUUCGGCUCCACUGGCGGCUUACCGCUUGUGCCCAGUAGCUGGACCGAGAUGGUCUGUCCACGCUCCAUGGCCAAAUUUCCACGUAAAGUCGCCAAGGUGCCCAACGAGCUAAUUGACAUUCUCCUGUCUUCUUCGUGUCAGUAG
Spirometra erinaceieuropaei is the source of this 1652-nucleotide messenger RNA. The record is from the annotation of a GenBank genome assembly. NCBI's taxonomy places the organism in Eukaryota, Metazoa, Platyhelminthes, Cestoda, Diphyllobothriidea, Diphyllobothriidae.